Messenger RNA from Rubroshorea leprosula, 1170 nucleotides. Lineage: Eukaryota; Viridiplantae; Streptophyta; Magnoliopsida; Malvales; Dipterocarpaceae. The record is from the annotation of a GenBank genome assembly.
ACUGUUCCUUCGCCAUCUGCUUGCAUUAUCAUAUUUUUUCUGUUAUUUCCUUUUGGCAUUCUGUGUUCUAAUUGUGGUCCUUGUAUAACUCAUUAGUUUAUCAGUUGAGUUAAAUCUAACAGUUGUAGAUAGAAAAAAUUGUUUUUAUUUUAAUUUAUUGCUGUUAACACUGGCAGUGAGAUUUUGGAAUUCAGGAAAAUAACAAACACAGGGAAAAAUGUCAGGCUAUGAGUGGCUCAGUAAAGAAAUUCAAGUUUUAUAGCUACUUCGAAUCAAGGGCUACCUAUGCCAGAAGUGCCGGCUUCCUUUAGAAGAUUGUAUGAGCUCAAAACUGAAGCCCUGCGUUCUGUGGCAGGAUAUAAGGAUAUUCUAUGUCAGAACAACAAAGGGAAGUUGUUAUGGCAAUAUUUGGUGUUCAAGGCUUCAAGCUACAACAUUACGCCUAUAUGCGUCCUGCAUCUCUUUUUCUUCUUCCUCCUGGCUGUAUUUGCAUCUUCUUCCACCCACAUUUCAAAUAAUGUCUUUGAAUCUCAUGGAAUUGUCGGACGUAACCUCUUGCAAGCAAAAAAGGAAUGCACCGUAGACUUUGAGCGUCAGAACUACACAAUUGUGACAACCAAGUGCAAGGGACCUCAGUACCAAGCCAACCUUUGUUGUGAAGCUCUCAAGGAAUUUGCCUGCCCUUUCUCGGAGGACAUCAAUGACCUCUCCAAUAAUUGUGCCUCGACCAUGUUCAGCUACAUCAAUCUCUAUGGGAAAUACCCUCCUGGCCUCUUUGCCAGUCUGUGCCGCGAAGGACAGUAUGGUCUUGAAUGUAAGGAUACAGGAAAAACUAAUAAUGCUGCAGUUUCUGUAGCCACUAAGUCCUCGUUUCUAAUGCUUGCGUCUGGAUUCAUAGUCUUAUUCUUCCAAUAUUUUCUUUAAGAUCAGAUAUGGAUACCCAUAUUCGUCUUAUCAACAAUGAUUCCAUCAAAAAGAUUGAUUUCUUCUGAUGUUUCAUUGAAUUUGUAUGCUAAUUGUUAGCAUUCUUUAAUUAAAAAGUUGCUAUAUAUAGAGGGCGAUAUAAAUGUAAUCUUUUACUUUCUUAAUUGCCUUCAAAGUCCAAACGCCGUAACCUCAGUGAAGCUUCUCUAUAAACAAAAAAAUCAUGAAUAAAUUGCUUGAUUAUAG